Polistes dominula (European paper wasp) is the source of this 2519-nucleotide messenger RNA. RefSeq names its product SH2/SH3 adaptor protein dock (gene dock). NCBI's taxonomy places the organism in Eukaryota, Metazoa, Arthropoda, Insecta, Hymenoptera, Vespidae. Gene Ontology annotation, biological process: cell migration; ephrin receptor signaling pathway. Gene Ontology annotation, molecular function: signaling adaptor activity; receptor tyrosine kinase binding. Gene Ontology annotation, cellular component: cytoplasm. The record is from RefSeq and is a predicted model, not a curated record.
UAUUCGUAUAUAGAUUUGGUGUUUCUGUACAGAGGGUGGGUCUGUCCUUUUUUUGCGGGAGGGGCCGCAUAAACUAAUUGAAGUGGAGGAAUCGGUAGAGCAUUAGAUAUUUGUGUCUACCGCCGUUAAAAGGUAUAAGGUUUUAGCCGCAGAAGGAGGUUUUAUGGUUCAACAGAAAAAGUCGUUGCUCUCCUAUGCGGUGCAGUGUUAAUAGAGAAACAGAAACGAUCAACAUCGUUCAGUGGAUGGAGUUUUGUACGGUCGUCGGAAUCAUUCCCUGAUUCCUUGGUACCCUCGUCUUCCUAUCCGACGACCCCUCUCUCCUUCCCUUUUCUCUCAUUCCCCAAAAGUUAAUUCCUACAUACGCUGUAUUUCGUUCUUGUUCAUGGCUGUGGGCCGAAGUGGGGGAAACAAUCCGUGUAACAAACGUCGAUUUUAGGAGCUGUAUACAAGAAUAUGUCAAGUUUAAAAAUCGUGUGGUAAUGCGCUUGCUUGCCCUACCUGCAAGAACGAUGGAGUCUGAACAAAGAGAUCGUCAAGUUUACCAUCAAUAAACAAAAAAGCUGAGGAAUGAAUGCCUGCUGCACAUACGUCACCAACAUUGUACAAGCAGAAUUACAAACAAUCAGAGUAGUACAUCUGUAGUAACUACUCGUAGCACAGUUUAAUACACACAUACACACUCUUAUAUAUAUAACUCCCCUCUCCCCUUUUCGCACAUGGCAGCCAUGAAGCAUGGCAAAACAAGUCAGGACGACGUGUGUUACGUUGUCGCCAAGUACGACUAUGGAGCACAGGGAGCUCAAGAAUUGGAUCUACGUAAAAACGAGCGCUAUUUAUUGCUCGAUGAUUCCAAGCACUGGUGGAGAGUACAAAGUGCUAGAGGACAAGCUGGUUACGUGCCAAGCAAUUAUGUUAAAAAAGAAAAGCCAUCCCUUUUUGACAGUAUUAAGAAGAAAGUUAAAAAGGGUUCUGGCUCUAAAACAUUACCAUCUAGCAAUUCACCUUCCCGUGCUGUAGAAUCACCUAUUAUGGCUAGACGUUUACCAGCUGAUCCAAGUGAAGCAAUAGGUACCGCUGUCGUUAAAUAUAACUAUCAAGCUCAGCAAGCAGACGAAUUAUCACUUGUCAAAGGCACCAGAAUCCUAAUACUUGAGAAAAGCAAUGAUGGCUGGUGGAGAGGUCAAAGUGGUACUCAGGCUGGUUGGUUCCCAUCAAAUUAUACUCAAGAAGAAGGCGAUGCCGAUGAUACUCUUCAUACAUAUGCUAUGGCAGAAAAUGUUCUUGAUAUUGUAGUUGCAUUAUAUUCAUUUUCUUCAAAUAAUGAUCAGGAGCUAUCUUUUGAAAAAGGUGAUCGCUUGGAGAUUCUUGAUCGUCCUCCAGCAGAUCCUGAAUGGUAUAAAGCAAGAAAUAGUCAAGGGCAAAUUGGCCUAGUACCACGUAAUUACCUUCAGGAACUCAGCGAAUAUCUAACACAACCAUAUCGCGAUCGUGGCGUAACGAGUAAUGAAAUUAGUGCAAAUGAUUCUCUUGAACGAAGACCAGAUCCAGGUGAUAGACCGCAUCUUGUUGGGAAACCUUGGUAUUAUGGCAAUAUUACAAGAUCACAGUGUGAUACAUUGCUCAACCAGCAUGGUCACGAUGGUGAUUUUUUAAUCAGAGAUAGUGAAACUAAUAUGGGAGAUUAUUCUGUGUCCUUAAAAGCUCCAGGACGCAAUAAGCAUUUUAGGGUACACGUAGAAGGAGCACUGUACUGCAUUGGCCAGAGAAAGUUCCAUACAUUAGAUCAGUUGGUAGAUCAUUAUCAACGAGCACCUAUUUAUACCAACAAACAAGGCGAAAAAUUAUAUUUGGUGCGCCCUUUACCAAAAGGCAAUCCUAGCAGUAAUGGUUGCUAGAUGAAUUCGUGCCAUGCAAAAGUUCAUGCGCUUUGAAAUGUAUCACUUCGAUACGCGAUGCCAGCCUAGUAAUAUCAAUAUCAUACAGCUCGUAUGUUUAUACAUAAUGAUUAACAUAAUUGGUCAACUCAUGUAUUAGAGAUUCUUGAUUGUUUCUCCAUUUAUACUGAUAAAUAAUUUAUUAUUCUAAGUAAUUGCCAUUAGCAGUUCUUACACUUGUUGGAGCUUCCAAACUCUGCAGAAGAAAAAAAAAAUGAUAUCAUAUGGCAGCUGUGACAUUUGAAUAGUUGAUAAAAGGCUUCUUAUAUCCACAUGUGAUUGUACAACAAUGCCACCGACCAUGUUAUUAUGAUUAAUAAUAUAUCAUAUAACUACACAUAAUAUAGACUGCAAAAAUAAUGAUCAAAUAACAAUUAUCGUGCAAUUACGAACUAUUAAGUGGAUCUCUACACAUCAUCUAUUGGUAUUAAAUUACAACAAAGACAACGUGUUCAUUUGUGAUUUUGUAUUUAUUACAAGUUUUUAAAUAAACCGUAUUUAAGUGUGUGCCAGGUAAUAUAUAUAUAUAUACAUAAAUAUGCAUAUAUUACCAUUCCAUUGCUUAUUUUGAGUAUACCCUUA